Messenger RNA from Salvelinus fontinalis (brook trout), 7892 nucleotides. RefSeq names its product transcription factor Maf-like. The record is from RefSeq and is a predicted model, not a curated record. The transcript is spliced from 3 exons. The coding region runs from base 454 to 1458 and encodes 334 amino acids. Gene Ontology annotation, biological process: regulation of transcription by RNA polymerase II. Gene Ontology annotation, cellular component: nucleus. Gene Ontology annotation, molecular function: RNA polymerase II cis-regulatory region sequence-specific DNA binding; DNA-binding transcription factor activity, RNA polymerase II-specific. Lineage: Eukaryota; Metazoa; Chordata; Actinopteri; Salmoniformes; Salmonidae.
UCCCUUUAAAAAAAAAUCUCUCUCCGUCAAGCCUGGCGUGGAGUUUUUUUUGUAUUAUUCUCUUCAAGGCACGAAUUUGCCAGUGACACCUCACGUGAACCUCCUUCAAUUUCGCGCACUAAUCCUAAAAGAAGGCAUGAAGUGUUAAAUGUUAGAAACACACAGAACCGCGUGCAGACAAGGAGAGAGAGGGCGAAAAACGAGAGAGCGACGCACGCGCUGCUCUAGUGCGUCUGUGCAAACACUGCGUUAAAGAGAGAGAGAAAAAGAUCCAAUUUCAAAAACCAAAAACGUGCGCAGCACAAUUAGGCUAGAAAACCCCUUGUUUUUCCAAAUUUUUUAGAAAAUAAAAUAAAUAAAGAAGUCAAGCUGGCUCAGUGCGUGUCACCGCAGCCCGCUUUGACAGGUGCUGCUCAACCCGUUUGGAGAACUGCUGUCAGCAGCAGCAAAAGGAUGGCAUCAGAACUGGCAAUGAGCAACUCCGACCUGCCCACCAGUCCCCUGGCCAUGGAAUAUGUUAAUGACUUCGAUCUGAUGAAGUUUGAAGUGAAAAAGGAGCCGGUGGAGCCGGAUCGCAGCAUCAGCCAGUGCAGCCGUCUGAUCACCGGGGGAUCCUUGUCUUCCACCCCGAUGAGCACGCCUUGCAGCUCGGUUCCCCCUUCCCCAAGCUUUUCGGCGCCCAGCCCGGGCUCCGGGAGCGAGCAGAAGGCUCACCUGGAGGAUUUUUACUGGAUGAGCGGCUACCAACAGCAGCUGAAUCCCGAAGCGCUGGGCUUCAGCCCCGAAGACGCGGUAGAGGCGCUGAUCAGCAGCAGCCACCAGCUCCAGUCCUUCGAUGGCUAUGCUAGAGGGCAGCAGUUUGCCGGGUCGGCCGGGGCAGGAGGCGGCAUGGCCGGGGAGGAGAUGGGCUCAGCAGCCGCUGUGGUAUCGGCUGUUAUCGCUGCAGCAGCAGCGCAGAACGGAGGUUCCCACCACCACCACCACCAUCACCACCACGCCGGGGGACACCACCCCUCCACCGGGGUCCCGUCCAACGCUAGCUCGGCGGGCAGCCACCAACACAUGGGACACCUGGACCUGGACGACCGGUUUUCGGACGACCAGCUGGUGACCAUGUCAGUACGGGAGCUGAACCGACACCUCCGCGGGGUCAGCAAGGAGGAGGUGAUCCGGCUGAAACAGAAAAGGAGGACCCUAAAGAACAGAGGCUAUGCCCAGUCAUGCCGCUACAAGCGGGUCCAGCAGAGACAUGUUCUGGAGGGUGAGAAGACGCAGCUGGUCCAGCAGGUGGACCACCUCAAGGCGGAGAUGUCGCGGCUGGCCAGGGAGAGGGACGCAUACAAGGACAAGUACGAGAAGCUCAUCACCAACGGCUUCAGAGAAAACGGAUCCAGCAGUGACAACACCCCCUCAUCCCCAGAGUUCUUCAUGACGUCGAGAAAGUUCCUCCAUCUGUGAUAGUGACCCCUGAACCCUGCCCCCUGACCAUUGACCUGGAGUCUGAGAAACCAUGACAGAGGAUUGGUGAUGUCUUACCAACGUCGCUCCAUGGCACCGGACUGCCACAAAGCACAACGUCCACACAACGUCUCCAAACCACCCAUAAACCAACCAACAGUCCCUGUACAGAAGUCCAGACAGACUUAGUCACACAACACUCUGUCUUUCAUGACGAGAUUAUUGACAGAAACAAAUGACAACAAAACUAAACACCCAAGAAAAAGACUUCAUGUUUGAUUCAACUACUAAAACUCCUGGAUUCCCUCUUCCUCUGGCAUCACCAGUAGCUACGGACGCAAUUCUGACUCAACAUGACAAAGAUACAGUAUCUCCUCAUUGUAAAUAGCAUUUUGUAGAGUAUUCCAUGUAAAAAUAUGUAGGUUGGAGGUCUUUAACUGUAGACAGAUACUGUAGAGGGGAGAAGCGAUGACAGCGAGUCCCAUUUAGCCCAUGAUGUGAAUGUAAAUAAUAUAUAGUAGGGCAUCGUAUGAAACAAAACUACUGCGUCUGUGUAUAGCCACGAAACCAUAACUCUCUGUAUAUAAGCAUUACAUUAUAUCUCCUUAUUUCUCCUACCCCCCUUCAAUCCCCCUAAACUAGCACAAUGAUACUCACCACUCCCUAUAUCUCUGUAGACAGACAUAGAAUAGAUAUAUACAGGAGGAGACUGGAGACACAGAGGGAAGAUACACAGUGUGUGAUGCAGGUGGCAACACACUGGAGUGAAAAACACAGGCCCACUUUGGCUGGAACUGGUGAACUCUCCCUGCCCUGCCAUAAAGACGGUCAGAGGGGAUGUGUUGCCACGCGGACCGUCUCUCUUCUCCUCUCCCUUUAGUGUUAAACUACCACAGUUCAACCUGUAGCUAUUAGAUAAGAUGUAUUUGUACAUGUAUUUUACUCCUUAGUGAAGUGACGGGUCCAGUUCAAAGGUUUGGCAGCUUUCUACAGUCCACUCAAUGUACAAACUUGAUUGGUUUUCAUCUCCACUCCCUCCCCCUCCAUUCCUGAUUGGCUAGUCCUCCUCGCCUAUCUAGUCCUGAUGAGGCUGUUGAUAAUCAGUGGGAAUGUCCAUCAGACGGCCUGUAUGCCCGAAGUCCUCUCUGAGACCAGGCGCUCGCUUAGCUCCCACAGGCUGGCUGCAGUGGCCUGGUCUUCGGCCUGGGGGGAGGGUAGGCAGCGGAAACAGUUGUUGAAGUACAUGCCUCCAAAACCCUCCAGCUCCGGAGCUACUGCACAGUACACUGUGGUGGCUGCCCCCUGUUGCUGUGAACACACAGACAGAGAGAAAGAGUGAGAGAGAGAUACACACACAGUCAACAUGGAGGACCCUGAGAGGACCAUCAGAGAGAUACACAGAGACCCUCCCGUCCGCCAAGAGACAAAGGAGAUCCUGCCACCCUAAAGAUGCUGCCAAGACCUCCACCAGAAUAACCCCCCCCCUCAUCUUUCCUGCAUGAUCCCAGAGCAUCUGUACAAGACAGAGGAGGAACUCCAUACAAAUGGAGAGAGACAGAUAGAGAUAUCGAGAGGAUAAACUCCAGAGACACCCCUCUCUGCCACAGCCCAUAAUGAUGGGACAGUGUUACCAUGGGGACCAUGGCCCUGUAUAUAUAUUUAUAUACAUAUAUUUAUUUAUAUAUUGUGUGUGAACAGGACUGCUAACUAUCCAGAGUGCAUGCUGAUGUAUAUGUGGAAAAUACAAUGCUAACUGUCCACAAAACAGCACAGAUCUCCGCAAAAAAUAAAAAAAUGUAGAACGUCACAAUCUCCAUGGGAUGGUGACGACUGUUCAUUCAGAUUUAAAGCAAAACACACCAAAAUAUGUUGGACUUGCAAUCUCUAUAGCUGCAAUAUUUUGAUGUUAUUUUGUGGAGGUUUGCGCACCGCAAGGGCUGUUUUCUGGACAGAAGAUGUGGCCCACGGUGUUCUAGACUGGGGAGGAGGGAGCAGCUCUUCUCAUUGGAGUGGAGAGCCAGAGGGUUCUAUAAAUAGACUCUAUAAGAUAACAUACAGUAUAGAUGUGAUGAUUACACAUCUGUUUAUGUUCACAUCAUCUCGGGAUUCAUGAGGGAAGUCAGACAUUUGGCUUUUAUUCCAGAGGUUUGCCAGGGUAAAGAGAGAUAUACACCCCGUAAUAUGUUGAGAAUAGUGCUCUUGUAAACACACACACACACACACACACACACACACACACACACACACACACACACACACACACACACACACACACACACACACACACACACACACACACACACACGCACACACUAUGCAUGCAUGCACACGCACACACUAUGCCUGCUCAGCCCCUUACCCGUCUCUCUUCUCUCUCUUAAAAAGAGCAGACAACCCUCCCUACCCUAUACUCUCUAAUUAAGUGGGAAAUUACUUCUGUAUUUCUCAGUUUAACACCUCAAAUCCAGUAUUCCGUAGUCUGUAGUCAUACUGUACUGAGACAUGCCUCCCUAAUUACCGUCACAGUCGGUAAUUAGGAGCGGAGAGGGGGAACGAGAAGGAGAGAGAGAGCGACAGGAAGAGAGAUUCCACAGCAUUUGAAACAGACGUCAGAGAGAAUUACAGCCAGAAGUCAGGCACUCAGAGGGAUCUUUCAUAUAGCCCUGCUGCUGGCUAAAAGCUGCUGUGACGUUGUGAGAAGAGAAGAGACUGUUCCGGAGCUGACUUCUAUAGACACAUUAAAUAGUUAUCCCUGGCUCACUGCUAUUUAUCUACAAAUGAGACUGGUGGAGAGCACUGAUGAGAGACUGCAGAGCACAGUUUAGUGCAGUGCACUGGCACAGCAGCAAAAGUCUGUACACGCACGCACACACACACACACACACACACACACACACACACACACACACACACACACACACACACACACACACACACACACACACACACACACACACACACACACACACACACACACACACACACACACACACACACACACACACACACACACACACACACACACACUAAUAUGCACCCACUUCAAAGGCCCAGCCUCAUUGAGACUCAUUUUAGCAUCCGCAGUCCAAGCUGGCAGAGCUUAACACAGGAAUAGACACACAUACUGAAAUAUGCCCAAACUGCUCCGGCGCGCACACACACUGACACUAAUUAAAAUCUAGAAAGACACACUCUCACACACACCUAUUCACAGAAUAAAGUGUAUGCACACUUACACACUCUCAUUGAGAAAUACAGACACACUAAACAAACUUCCUACUCAGUGUUGGUAGUAGCAGAUCGAGGCGGUUAGAAACAGCAGAUGAAACAACUGCAUCUCUCUGCUGUCUCUCUCCCUGCCAGCACACUGAUAACUCUACACACCUCACAGGACUGGCAUAUCAAAGGCUUACAAAUGUCACUCAGUGUCUAACAGACACGCAGACCCAGACCCAGACAUGCACACUUCAAAAGCAGGGUGGCACAUCAUUUAGCUAACUCUCAGUUAAGGUAUUUGCUUUAGAACCUACACACAAACUCAUUGGAAGAUGGAAUAUAUUUGCCUGCUCAGUUCACUCUGCUUCCAGGGUCCUCGUUUUCACACUGUUUUAGGUAAAGGGUGGUCAAGCAAUACAUUGGAAUGAUUUACACCUGAUCUGAAAAUACUACACUGCACAACUGUGGACUCUGUGUGCUCUGAGGGAAACUGUACACACAGCAGAGAGAAAGUGAGGGAAGAAGAAUUGAGGAGAGAGUGCGUGUGUAUACACAGGGGUUAUCUUCUUGGUGUUUAGCGCUGCCCUCUCACUACUUGACCUGGUGACCCCUGCAAUAGAUAAACCUGAUGAGAUUAGACAUUAACAAGCUGAACCACCCACCACCAGUGUCUGUCUGUCUGUCUGUCUGUCCGUUCGUCCGUCCGUCCGUCCGUCCGUCUGUCCGUCCGUCUGUCUGUAUCUAUCACAGGAAGAGAGAGAGAGCAGGGGAAUGGGCUUGGUCAAAGACAUGCACACACAAACCUCACACAAACCUCACAAACACACGCACGCACACACACGCUCUCUGAUUUAAACACUCUUAUACAUUCUCACAGACCCACCCACUCAUUCACUCCAGACAUGUACAGUAACCCAACAGAUGUGUUGUAUAAUCAUGUAAAUUAUAGAUAAUACCUUUACAUUUUAGGCGUUGACCAACCAAUAUCUCUUUCUGUUUUUCUACUCUUGUCAAUGUCAAUUCUGGUUCUGAAAUACAUAGUUUUACAGAGAAAUGGCUGUGUUUUCUUAGGGUUGUUAUGUUCCUGUUAGACUGAACUGACCACCACACACUGGUGAGUGGAGAGGAGAGGGUUAAUGGAGUAUACACCAACUGUCCCCUAGACAGUACACAAAUAACCAGAACUGAAAAGGGGGAAAAGGGAGAAGAUUAAAAUCACUUCUGCAAUAUGCUAGAAAUGUAGCAGGGUCCUAGCCAACCAGAGCAUCUCCAAUACAUUUACACACACAGAAACCCAACCUCUGCAUAGGGAGAAUCUAUAUGCUUUAAGAGAUGAAAAAAGAGGCACUAAAUCAGCAGCAGUAACCUGACCCUGUCUAGCCAAAACCCUCACUGCUCUGGAAACUGCUCACGGAUCACAUUUAUGUCUUCCAAUUUUCAAAAUAAUGAAAAUAUACGUUGUAAAGUAUUGUGCAACAUUUAACGGUUAAACAGCCACAAUUUGGGCCUCCCGAGUGGCGCAGCGGUCUAAGGCACUGCAUCACAAUGCUAGAGGCAUCAGUACAGAUCCGGGUUCGAUCCCGGGCUGUAUCACAGCCGGGAGACCCAUGAGGCGGCACACAAUUGGCCCAGCGUUGUCCGAGUUAGGGGAGGGUUAGGCCGGCUGGGAUGUCCUUGUCCCAUCGUGCUCUAGAGAUCGUGUCCCAUCGUGCUCCCAUCGUGCUCUGUGACGGCCGGGCACAUGCACACUGACUUUGUUCGCCAGCUGUAUGGUGUUUCCUCCGGCACAUUGGUGCGGCUGGCUUCCGGGUUAAGCGAGCAGUGUGUCAAGAAGUAGUGCGGUUUGGCGGGGUCGUGUUUCGGGGGACGCAUGGCUCUCAAGCUUUGCCUCUCCCGAGUCCGAACGGGAGUUGCAGCAACGGGACAAGACUGUAACUACCAAUUGGAUACCACAAAAUUGUGGAGAAAAGGGGGUUACAUAUUUUUUCCUAAAACAGCCACAGUUCAUUGUAUUGAAAAGCAAGGUGGGAGAGAACAGAGAUAGUGUUGUGUUGAAGUAGUGUUGAAGCAGUUUACUGUAUCUCAGUUAUUUUGCAUUGUCUUCAUAGUAUAACAUGUUACUGUGGUGAUCUUUAACCAUGUCCAAUCACUCUGCUUGUGUACUACAACAAUAAUAUAACAAGCAUUGUGCUAUUUGUUAGCAUAGGGGUAUUGUACCAGAGAAAAAAAACAGGUCGGAAAAAAGAUGUUUUCUUUCUGCCUCAUCAAGGUUGUGCUCUGUCAUUCUGUCUCUGAUAAUAUGCGUGACACUUUACCCAGAUGUCUGUAGUUAUGUAAUUGACCUCUAACCCCUGACCCCUGACCUGUAAAUACACCCAGUACUGUAGAGCAGUCUGUUUUUGUCCCACCCCGUCCUGUCCUGUCCUGUACAUAAGAACAUGUAAAUACCAAACAGCUAUGCAUGCUGACACUCUAGCACUUCUUUCAGGUACUUUUAUAAUCCCAAACUUCUCAUAUGGCAUGUGCUGAAAAUCAACUAUAAAAAAAGUAAUAAAAAAAAUGAAAAGAGAAUAAUAAAAAAGAACCAGACGAUAAUUUCCUGGACAACGUGUAAAGUCUUACAGUUUUCUGACUCCUGUGGGUGGUUCUCUUCUGUUCCUUUAACUGUCAUUCUUACUGUGGUCGAACCGUUCUGGUCGAACCGUUCUGGUCGAACCGUUCUGGUCAAGGUUCUGUUCAGUUGUGUUGAUGUGGGAAGGGUUGAAGCAAAGCAGAGAGGCAAUCCAAUCUGUACAGUGUUACCAAUUAAAGCCUGGUUAAGUGGCUGCGUCCACAACUAUCGCCGGAGAGCAUACUCCUUUCCUCUGGUGAAGAGAGCAGACAGGGGAAAGGGAUUGUGGUGUGGUCUUGUUCUUUUUUUAUAGAUCAAGAAUUGGAACUGUGUAUGCUACAGAACAAGCUGACAUGAUAAAAGGGUCACUGAAACUAGGACCAGUAUAUGAGAUUUGCCUCAGCCCUAGGACCCAGCCUGUCUGAGAUAACAGUCUAACUUGAAGAUCUAUCUAUGCCAUGAAGGAGAAGAUAGGACUGGGUGCUUUUGUUGAUCCUUGUGCAAUGUUUAUUUUCAACCCCAUGGCGUUCACAAUAGAUGGAAGUGUGUGAUUGUCAAUCUGUGCUAAAGAUAUUUUACAUUUAAUAAAUUAUCAUUGUAACAAAAA